ACGGUUUCAUUCCAUUGCAGGAUAGCGCACCUGAAAGAAAAUGAGAAGACAAUCGAACAGCUCGGGUCUGAACGCAGGAAGUGCAGGUGGCGAGCCACAGAUCAUCGUCGAGGAAAGCACACUGGGAGAAGAGGAAGCGGACCGGCAUAGAAACGACUCACCUCCACGAUGUCUUGAUCCAGAUUCCCCAUCCUUGAAUCCUUAUCUACUGUCCCCAUGGAGGGAAACCAGGAAGCACUCUUUGCCGACUCCGCAAUGUACUUCCGGGAUCACCGCGUCUCAGGUCAGGCGACUGAGCGAACGUGGCGGAGAAGGAUCUGGACCGUCGCCAAAGGAGGCUGCUUUUCUGGCAACGCUCUCUCAGGCACCAGCCCCUCAGCCUGGCGGCCGAAGGCAUUCCGUUGUAACAAUUUCCAAAGUCCCACCGACACUAUUUGGCCGUAAUCGUCGCGAGUCCAUCGCAGCCUUUCCGCUGGGAGGCGCCACCAGGAUAUUACCCGGCCGUCGUGACUCCAAGUCUGGAAUUUCGGGGCCACCGAGUAACAGUGGAAGCACGCAUAAUCUCCAGCUGGACAUUAUGGACAACAUCGCUGAAAUCAAAGCGAGAAAGGUGCGAUUGAAGAUGUACAAAACGUCGACAGAGCAAGUAUGUGAGAUUCAGCCUUUGGAGGGUAACAGCAGCUCGUCCCAGCGGUAUACACAGUACCAGAAGACGUCCCUUCAAAGACGGGCCUCAGAAAUACCAAAGGCGGUGGGCGCUUCUAUUUCCGGAGCCGCGGGCAUCGUUUGUUCCAACACAGACUUAAUAUCAAUCCUGAGCUCGUUGGCGUCCUCUGCGACAGAGAUCAACCGAUGCGGCGAGGAAGCAUCGACGUCGCGAGAAGAGAGCAAGUCCAGUUGGUCGGGCAAAACCGCCGAGCAAAAACGUAGCCGGUUGAAGAGCUUUCGCUCGAACAGCUUCGACAUAUCGAUUCUUCACGGUGCUAAAAACAAACUCGCUGGAUCCUCGAAGGCUGCUGGUUCAUCCAUUCCGGCGCCGUCGAACUGGUUCACCAAGAGGCAUCAGCCGAUGUCGAAAAAGCAGAAGACGGAGGACCUGAUAGCACCGAGCUUAAACUUCAAGUUCAACAAGUCGAAGGUCGUGAAGGCGGUCAAGGAAACUAUCGGGAAAACGUCUCCUAUUGGCGACAUCAGACACAAGGUCGUUUGGGACGACACGAGCGGCACGAAGGUAGAUGCUCAGGUGUUAGGCACGGCAAUAGAAAAAAUUUUGACCGCGCAGAGAGGGAGCGACGCGGAGGCAUCCGGAUCGACUGGGAAACCUUCGGUAUCGCCGAACAAACAGAGAUCCAACAAAGUAGCGAAUUGGUUCGCGGGCAACAACAAAGAACAAGAGCAAACCGAAUCUUGCGAGCAAUCAAUUUGUUCCUCCUUGAAAGACCUCUUCGUUAAGUAGUGUGCAAGCACGAACGUGGUCUCGUUCGAUUGGUCAACGCUUCUUCGUUUGAGGUUUUAUUCAGAAAUUAAUGCGACCUAAUAGCUGAUCUACAAAUGACUGAAAACUCCAAUUAAUAAUCGAAGACAGCGUUGUAGGCAUCUGUUACGCUAAUUCCAAGUGGUUGCAUUCCACUGACUGCAUUUCAUACGAUCGCUACAUACAGGGUGUUCCGCCUAACUCUUGUAUCUUAAAUAUUUUCCCGUGUUUUUUUAUGAUAGAACAGAACGUAGAAGGAAACC
Molecule: messenger RNA, 1737 nt
Organism: Hylaeus volcanicus
Lineage: Eukaryota; Metazoa; Arthropoda; Insecta; Hymenoptera; Colletidae
Exons: 4
Coding region: 41-1456 (471 amino acids)
Source: RefSeq, a predicted model, not a curated record